AUGAUUAUUUGUAAAAAGAGAAAGGAGGACAAGGGAAGAAAAGAAAGGGAUAAACCCAUAAUGAAUAUAGAAGCUGAACUUUUAAAAGUACUGCAGAAGUUAAAAAGAAAAAAAAUAAGGCCUGCUCAUGAAAAAGAAAAAAUUUUUGAUUCUAAUAUCAUAGAGCAAUAUGAUGACAGUGUUUCUGAUGACGUAUGCUCAAUUAAGGAUGUAAUAAGCUGUGCAAAUGGAGCAGAAAAGGAAUAUGACGACGAUAUUGAUGAUGAUGAUAAGAUGAGAAAAUACAAAGAUGUUUAUAAUAAUUUUGAAAAUAAUGUAAAUUACUACUUGAAUGAAAAUAUUGAACGAAUAAUAUACUCCUCUGUUAGUAGUAAAAAUGAUAAAUCCUUUUUUACCGAAACGGAUGAAGAAACGUGCAUUAAACCGUUAGACAUUAUAUAUCAUCAAUUAAGAUAUGGUAAUUUACAGGGUGAAAAAUUAAGGCGUUAUGAAAACAGCAUGAGAUAUUUUAAACCAUUAUUUCUCGAUGAGGACGAUGAUUUUUCAGAUUCUUCCAUAAGUUCGAAUGAUAAGCAAAAAAAUGGAAGAUCGUGUUUAAAGGACAUAACUAAAAGAGAGAAGCGAUAG
Messenger RNA from Plasmodium malariae, 627 nucleotides. RefSeq names its product conserved Plasmodium protein, unknown function. The record is from RefSeq and is a predicted model, not a curated record. NCBI's taxonomy places the organism in Eukaryota, Apicomplexa, Aconoidasida, Haemosporida, Plasmodiidae. Bases 1 to 627 code for a protein of 208 amino acids. The transcript has 2 exons.